Messenger RNA from Cladocopium goreaui, 399 nucleotides. Lineage: Eukaryota; Dinophyceae; Suessiales; Symbiodiniaceae. The record is from the annotation of a GenBank genome assembly.
AUGACGUCCCAGGUGCGGCGUCUGAAGGAGACAACGAGGUUGAACAUGGCAGCCUGCUACUUGAAGCUGGGUGAGCACCAGAAGUGUGUCGACGCCUGCAAUCAAGCUUUAGAACUGGGUCAGAAUCCAAAGGCCUAUUUCCGCAGAGCUCAAGCCUACCUCGAGCUGAGCAACUUCAGCCGUCGAGUGCGAUCGUUUGCACAACGAGAUCAGCCGUGCAGUUCAGGACUGGGUCCAGAACUUCUACGUGGACAGCAAGUUGCUCCGCAGCGCCUCCCCGGCAGAUCAAUGUUUGCCGGUGGACUACAAAUCCACCAGCGGAGAACUCUCCGAUGGAUCCACGUUAUGUUGAGCGAGGAAGCCAGCGUGAUGCCCCCACAGCUUCUGAUGCCGCCCUGA